Messenger RNA from Yamadazyma tenuis ATCC 10573, 1801 nucleotides. NCBI's taxonomy places the organism in Eukaryota, Fungi, Ascomycota, Pichiomycetes, Serinales, Debaryomycetaceae. The record is from RefSeq and is a predicted model, not a curated record.
UAAAUUCAAAUACCACCUAUCUGCUCAACUAUAUCAUGCAAGAUUUACCACCUAUCGGAGGGUACGAACCAGUACAGUGGAAGAGAAAUCUCCCAUCCAGAGGUUUCAGACCCGUUAUUUAUUUCUGGCUCUUCACCGGAAUCAUGGGCUUUGGAUUCUAUAGAUACUACAAAGGAGUCGAUGAACAGCGUGAAUUGGCCAGAGAAAGACAAUGGGCCAGAUUCUAUUUACAACCUUUGUUGUUGGCUGAAGAUGACAGAAACAUCGCCAGAAGAUAUUUCAGUGAGUUGAAGAGACAAGAAUUGGUGAAAGAAACGAUGUCUGAAGAAGCUAAGGCCAAGUUCGAAAAGGAACUUUACAAUGACAAGUCCAAAUUACGGUUCCCCAGAUACACUGCUGGAGCAAACCCUUCUGAACACUAGGGUUACUACCGGUGUCCCGUUUGAGUGGUCGAUGGAAAGACCUACCACUACAGAAUAUCUUACCAACAACAAUAGAGGGUUUUUUGCAACACAACCACACUCAGGUGCUACUUGCCGGUGGGUUGUGGCUGUACUUCCUAAUCCCCUAAAGCAUUAUAGUAUAUAACACAUUCAAAUAAAUAUCAUUUCGGUACUUUGGCCAUGGCUAUUGAAAACGGUGCGAGCAUCAAAAGUUGCGUUACUCAACUAACAUGGUAUCUUCUAAAAUCACUCAAAAGGACCAGGUUAAACACCUUCUUGACUCGUACGAUUACUUCCUCUUUGACUGUGAUGGGGUUUUGUGGUUGGGUGACCAUAUCUUACCGUACGUCAAGGAAACAUUGACUCUUUUGAAACAGCAGAACAAAUCUGUGAUUUUUGUCACCAAUAAUUCCACCAAGUCCAGAGAAGAAUACUUGAAAAAGUUUGAAAAAUUGGGCAUUGAAGGCAUUACAAAAGACGAUGUGUUUGGUUCCUCGUAUGCCACUGCAAUCUAUGUCAAUAAAAUCUUGAAGUUGCCCACCGAUCAAAAGAUCUGGAUCUUGGGGGAAAAGGGUAUCGAAGAAGAACUCCAGGAAUUGGGAUACACAACUCUCGGAGGCUCUGACCCCGAAUUGACCAAGGAUGGAGUGGAGUUCCACAAUGACCAUCCUUUGUUGACAAAUCUUGAUGAGAAUGUCGGGUGUGUGGUGGCCGGAUUGGCAUUGACAGUAAACUACUUGAAGUUGUCUAUCACCAUGCAAUACCUUUUGGCCAAAAACAAGUCAAUUCCAUUCAUUGCAACCAACAUUGACUCGACUUUUCCUCUGAAGGGCAAAUUGCUUAUCGGAGCCGGGUCAAUUAUUGAAACUGUAAGUUUUGCUACCGACAGAAAACCAGAUGCUAUUUGUGGAAAACCUAACCAAUCAAUGAUGAACUCAAUUAAGGCCGACAACCCGGGAUUAUUGAGAACCCCCAAGAGAGGGUUGAUGAUUGGUGAUCGGUUGAAUACCGACAUGAAGUUCGGAAGAUUGGGUGGAUUGGAUACCUUGUUGGUGUUGACAGGAAUCGAGACUGAAGAAAGGGUAUUGUCCCAGCCAGAUGAUGAAGCCCCUACUUACUAUAUGAGUAAACUUGGAGAUGUCUAUGAGCUUUUGCAGUAGAGGGCAUCUUUUCAUAGAGAAUAGAAAACUUUUAAGAUGUGGUUACUGGGUUUCCUGGAGGCCUUCUGUGAUUAGCUGAAAGCUGUAUCAUGUGUUCUGCCUUAUAGUUAAACAAGUAGACCAUUGAAAACUCUCAUCGGCAUGUUCAACUUCGAUGGGGGUGAAAUCCGUGUACAAAAAUCUUAAAUAGCAUAGCAC